Lasiosphaeria miniovina is the source of this 525-nucleotide messenger RNA. RefSeq lists its product as uncharacterized. The coding region runs from base 1 to 525 and encodes 174 amino acids. The record is from RefSeq and is a predicted model, not a curated record. The transcript has 3 exons. NCBI's taxonomy places the organism in Eukaryota, Fungi, Ascomycota, Sordariomycetes, Sordariales, Lasiosphaeriaceae.
AUGGCAGGAAACUCGAACGACCUCAUCUAUACAUCACUAGUAAGGCCACCUCUCAUCCCUCCCUACUCACCUUUGUCGCAGCCAGACGCACUUUCUACUGUUCUGAAUAUCAUAGCCGUACAGUACCGCGACGAGCGCGAGCUAGAGCUGAUGCAGCUCAAGCGAGACCGCCAGAUUGCCGAGGGGCAGCACCUAGUUCGCGAGGUCGAAUUGGCCGAGGCGAAGCAGCAGCGCGAGACCCAGAAGCAGCGCGAAAUCACGCGGAACCGCUACGAGUGGGCGAGGCACGAAAACGAGCUACGCCAGAAGCGCGAACGUGAGGCCGAGGACCGGAGACAGCAGCGCGCCGCAGACCGCCGCUCGAGCAAGGACCCGCAGGAUGGGGAAGACAUCUGUCCCUUGGACGAUGAUAACUUGAACCGCUUCCUCAACCCCCAGACCUCGCGCGACUACCCGCGCGACUAUGUGUAUAGCGAAAGAGACUUUUCUGCUCCUUCUUGCCGUGCGGGUCAGGAGGCUAAGUAA